Dama dama (fallow deer) is the source of this 987-nucleotide messenger RNA. Its product is annotated as olfactory receptor 4C13-like. Lineage: Eukaryota; Metazoa; Chordata; Mammalia; Artiodactyla; Cervidae. The record is from RefSeq and is a predicted model, not a curated record. Bases 1 to 987 code for a protein of 328 amino acids. Gene Ontology annotation, cellular component: membrane. The transcript has a single exon. Gene Ontology annotation, biological process: G protein-coupled receptor signaling pathway. Gene Ontology annotation, molecular function: olfactory receptor activity; G protein-coupled receptor activity.
AUGCCUCCUAAAAAUGUGACUGAACUUGUUCUCUUGGGACUCACACAGAAUCCACACUUACAGAAAAUACAGUUCAUUGUCCUUUUGUUCAUUUUCCUGUUCACUGUGAUGAUCAAUUUGCUCAUUGUCAUCACCAUCUCACUCAGCUCCAUACUGUCAAAAGCUGCCAUGUACUUCUUUCUCACUCACUUGUCCUUCAUAGAUGCCACCUUGACCUCUGUCACCACCCCCAAGAUUACCAUUGACCUUCUGUACCAGAGGACAGCCAUCUCCUGGGGUGCCUGCCUGACUCAGCUCUUUUUAGAACACUUCCUCGAAGGAUCAGAGGUCAUUGUCCUCACUGUCGUGGCCUAUGGCCGCUACGUGGCCAUCAGCAAACCUCUGCGCUACACGACCAUCACGCGACAGGGGCUCUGCCAGCUCCUGGUGGUGGUGGCCUGGAUCAGGGGGAUCCUGUAUGCCACUGUGCAGAUUCUCUUCAUGUUCAUGUUCAAUCUGACCUUCUGUGGUCACAGUGUCAUUGACCACUUCAUGUGUGAUUUCUUCUCACUGAUGGAACUUGCCUGCAGCGACACCUACAGACUUGGAAUGGUGGUGGCAGCUAACACAGGGGGCAUGUGCUUGCUCAUUUUUUCCAUGCCACUUGUCUCCUACAUAGUCAUCCUGAGCUCUUUGAAAUCGCAUAGCUCUGAAGGACAACGCAGGGCCCUCUCUACAUGUUGCUACACUUUGCAGAAGUGGUACUUUUUUUUUUGGUCCGUGUAUAUUCACCUACACGCGUCCUGUGGUCACUUAUCCUGCCGACAAGUGGGUGGCUGUGUUCUUUGCAAUCCUCACUCCCCUGUUAAAUCCUAUCAUUUGCACAGUGAGAAAGGCAGAAGUGAAAAAUGCUGUGAGGAGUUUGUUGAAGAGGAGAGUAACUUAAGCUAUUCACAAUGCCAUGAAAGUGAUGAUUUAUAUACAAACGGAGGAUUAUAUCUGUUAUAA